CACAAGCAGUCUCCCUGUACUCAGAGUCUGAAGAUGGAUUGAUCUCUGUAUGACUGAGAACAAGACAUUAAGGUUUUUAAGAAGACUCCACCAUUCAAAAAAUGAAUAACUCAAGUCUAACUCUGAAUGUCACUGAAGCUGAUGGUUCCUAUCCAGAAAAUACACAACUGUCUUUCGCUGCAGCUUCUGUCAUUGCUAUUGUCUUCAGUGUCAUCGGCUUGGUUGGAAAUUUUAUUGUUUUCUGGUAUCUUUGCUUCAAGAUCAAGAAAAACAACUAUACCAUUUACAUCAUCAAUCUGUCAGUGGCGGACUUCAUCUUUUUGCUUUUCCACAUAGUUGUACUAAUAUUGUUCUUUCAUACACUAACAAGUGCAAAUCCAGACGCGGAAUGGAAAGAUCCCUUUUUGGUAUUUUUGGAAGUAUUUUCUAAAAGCGGACAAUAUUCUGGAAUGUUUAUCCUCACAGCUCUCAGUCUGGAAAGAUGCCUUUCUGUCCUAUUCCCCUUUUGGUACCAAUGUCAGCGACCUAAUAAUUUGUCCAUUAUCAUCUGUGUUUCAGUUUGGAUUCUUGGAUGCACAGAGAGUCUCAUAGAUAACUUGGUGUGCCCAGCAGAAGCUUUUUAUGUACAGAAUACAGCGUGCACGGCAGUUCAGAUCAUUGUUUUUGGUUUGGCCAUUGUUAUCUGCUUACCAAUUAUGGUGAUUUCUAGUUUUGUCUUGCUCUUCAAAAUAAAGAGGACCUUUAGAGCCCAGUAUCCACCAAAACUCUACAUUAUCAUUCUUGUUGCAGUUUUUGUAUUUAUCAUUUCUGUUAUCCCAAUCCAUUUUGUCUGGUUUUUCAUGUAUUUCCAAGUGCUAAAAUCAGAUGUUGCAACGAUUGGCUUUUUUUUUGGUAGUACAUAUUGUCUGGUCUUAAAUUGCACCAUUGACCCUUUUAUUUACUUCAUUGUUGGGAAUAAAUGGAAGAAGAAAACUAAUCACUCUAUCAAAGAUGCCCUCGAACAAGCCUUCAGAACAGAAGAUGAUGAAAAUAAUGACUCAAACAGCAAUAAGACAAGCAACAUCUCAAGCCAAAGCAAUCUUGCAAGUACAUUUUAGGAAUUGUGCUCCUGCAAUAACAACUUAAAGCAAGGACUGGGACAAGCAAGGCUUCUGCUCAAUGAAAAGGAUCUAAACCAUGAGAUGCAUCUGGUAUUGCAGUUCAGUCUCAUUCAAGUGAAAAGAGUGGCACUGUUUCUCGAAAAGCAGAUAUUCUUUUCUAAGAGUAGGCAACCCCUUCCUGUAGUGGUAGGUGGGUGUAAAUGCACUAUAAUGCACUAUAAUGUCUUAACUUCCGUUAACCCAUUAAUGACCAGACUAUUUUACACCUUAAUUUACAAGAUUUGUUUUGUAUUUCCAUCUCAUUCAACAGCCAUAACUUUUUUACUUUUAUGUUGACAUAGCAAUAUGAGGGCUUGUCCCCCCCCCCCCCCCCCCCCAGAAUGAGUUGUAUUUUUUCAAUAGCUUAAUUAUGGGGUGUAUACAACUUAUUGCUUAACUUAAAAAAAAUAAGGAAUUCUGCAUUCUUUUUUGUAUCAUAAAAUGUGUGCUAUUCAUCUGCAUAAAUAACUUUACCUUCAUCCUACGGGUUACAAUUAGUGUUGAGCAAACUUCUGUUUUCAAGUUUGGCGUACAAGGUUCGGGAUAUCUAAGAAUUCCUUUAUGGAUUCUGCUACCACGGACCAUAACUUAUUAUUCGUGGUAGCGGAAUCCAUAAUGAAAUUCUUAGAUAACCCAAACCUUGUACACCGAACUUGAAGCUCGCUCAUCCCUAAUUACGAUGAUUAUGGUAUUACCAAAUAUGUGUAGAUUUUUAUGUUCUUCUGCUUUUGCACAAUAAAACUUUUUUAUUGC
Bufo gargarizans (Asiatic toad) is the source of this 1892-nucleotide messenger RNA. RefSeq names its product proto-oncogene Mas-like. Gene Ontology annotation, biological process: G protein-coupled receptor signaling pathway. The transcript is spliced from 2 exons. Gene Ontology annotation, molecular function: G protein-coupled receptor activity. The record is from RefSeq and is a predicted model, not a curated record. Gene Ontology annotation, cellular component: membrane. The coding region runs from base 102 to 1097 and encodes 331 amino acids. Lineage: Eukaryota; Metazoa; Chordata; Amphibia; Anura; Bufonidae.